AUGGCUUCUACUGAACGACCUCUGGUAGCGGAUGAGCACGACAAACCAGAAACCACCACCAGUCUCACUCAACAUGGCUCUACCGAGAAUGAUCAAGCAAAGCCUGGAUCUGGCUAUCAAAGCGGGCUGCCGUUUUUUCUGGUCGUCUUCGCCUUGCUGUUGAGCAUGUUCUUGAUCGCCCUUGAUAUGACCAUCAUCGCAACUGCGAUCCCAAGUAUCACGGAUGAUUUCCAUUCGGCCCCAGAUGUCGGCUGGUACGCUGCUGCGUUCUUCAUCACCUUGGCCAUAUUCCAAUCAGCAUGGGGCAAAGCAUACAAGCACUUCAAUAUUAAGAUCACCUUCGUGGUAGCAGUCGUCCUGUUCGAGGUUGGCAGCUUGAUCUGCGGCGUUUCGCAAAACAGUCUUACGUUCAUCGUCGGCCGAGCCAUCGCUGGACUUGGUGGGGCUGGCGUUACUGGUGGCGUGUACACCGCCAUGGCCUACAUUGUGCAGCCUGCGCAAGUUCCAACAUACAUUGGCCUCAUCGGCGCCGUGUUUAGUGUCGCCAGCGUUGCUGGCCCCCCGCUUGGCGGUGCGCUCACUGGCGAGGUGAGCUGGCGAUGGGUAUUCUACAUCAAUCUGCCAAUAGGCGGCUUCGCCCUGUUGAUCAUCUUCAUCUACUUCCACUUGCCUGCCACAGUCAAGCCAGUACCUAUCGGCCGAAAAGAACUCAUCUUGGUCAUGGAUAUUCCCGGGAUUGUCCUCGGCAUGGGUGCGCUUGUCAGCUUCACGCUCGCUAUGCAAUGGGGUGGUACCCUGAAGCCUUGGUCUUCUCCAGACGUUAUAGGUACCCUCGUAGGCAGUGUUAUCAUGACUGUCCUCUUCGCCGUCUUGCAGUGGCGAGCGGGCGAGAACGCCUCCCUCGUUACGCGGAUUAUGACGCAGCGAACAGUCGCAGCACUGUCGGCAUUCAUCUUCUUGUUCGUAUCCCACCGCCAGGAUGUUCUUCUGAUCGCUGACGAAGUACCCGCAGUUAUCAACGACCUCUCCGCCACAGAAAGUGGUAUCAGAAACCUCGCACUCAUUCUCUCAACUUCAGCUUUCGUCCUCGCAAGUGGCUUCAUCCUCGGCCGGGUCGGCUACUACCACAUCUUUCUCAUCAGUGGUUCUGCUCUACUCACAGUCGGGGCCGGCCUCGUAUACACGCUCGACCUUGACUCCAAAGUCGCGGAAGUAGUGGGGUUCCAGAUUCUGGUUGGUAUGGGUAUCGGCUUAGCCAUCCAGGCUCCCGUCAUUGUCGCACAGGCCUUCUCGGCCCCUGAGGAUAUACCAGUAGUCACCUCGAUAGUCAUGUUCUUUCAGCUAGUGGCGGGAGCGAUAUGUGUAUCGGCCUCGCAGACACUUCUCAACAACCGACUGAUCUCAGCACUGGCAGACCUCGCUCCCAACAUUUCAUCCGAGCAAGUCUUCGCGGUCGGUGCGACGGAGAUCCGUGAUGCCUUUCAGGGGGCCGAUCUCGUCGCUGUGCUAAAGUCCUACAUGGUCGGUCUUAAAGAUUCUUGGCUCUUUGCGACUGUUUUGGCUGCGAUCACGUUUCUCUUGGCUUUUGCGGGAGAAUGGAAGAGCGUUAAGGGCGCAAAGCCUGCGGCUGUUGCAUGA
Alternaria ventricosa is the source of this 1638-nucleotide messenger RNA. RefSeq lists its product as uncharacterized. The coding region runs from base 1 to 1638 and encodes 545 amino acids. The transcript is spliced from 6 exons. Lineage: Eukaryota; Fungi; Ascomycota; Dothideomycetes; Pleosporales; Pleosporaceae. Gene Ontology annotation, molecular function: transmembrane transporter activity. Gene Ontology annotation, biological process: transmembrane transport. The record is from RefSeq and is a predicted model, not a curated record.